Messenger RNA from Cladophialophora immunda, 3144 nucleotides. RefSeq lists its product as uncharacterized. NCBI's taxonomy places the organism in Eukaryota, Fungi, Ascomycota, Eurotiomycetes, Chaetothyriales, Herpotrichiellaceae. Gene Ontology annotation, molecular function: calcium ion binding; calcium channel activity. The record is from RefSeq and is a predicted model, not a curated record. Gene Ontology annotation, biological process: intracellular calcium ion homeostasis; calcium ion transmembrane transport. The transcript has a single exon. Bases 602 to 2947 code for a protein of 781 amino acids. Gene Ontology annotation, cellular component: membrane.
CAUCGCACCAAUUGGCUGGAACGAGCUUCUAUGUUUGGCAAAGAAGCCUCGCUAACCCAAUCGCCGAGGACUUUUGUGCCGCAAGUACGAGAAAGCUGCCCACUCGGCCCCCUGGUCCGCCACGUGUGAGCUCGCCAUCGUUCGUCCAUGAUUCCCCUUUGUGAUGCUUGACCUUCAGACAAGCGAGGUCUCGUGCCACUGCGUCUUCCAGGCCAUGUACACGGCGGGUCUUGGAGUUAGUCCAGGUCAUAGCUCCUCGUCUGGUGCUGGGGCUUGUCUCUGUCCAUUUUCCCUUGCGUGCUUGUGGCUUGCUGGUUCCUGGUGCGGUGCUGUUCUCGGCGCAUCUGAAUUGAAACCUUACCGCCGCAUAGGGAGCAUGUUCGGGUGGUGGCUCCGACAGAACGUGAAAAAUCAUGGCGUGGAGAUUUGCCGGGAAGGAACGGUCGUCUCGUGGUGCGGGACGGCUAGAAAGCUACGAAGCUCUCCCUGAAGUGUCUCUCAGUAUAACUAUUCUUCGACCUCGGAUUCUGGAGAUUCUUUGCGUCUCUCAGACAGCAGACGAGCCCCAAGAUCCUACUUCGUCGUCGACUGAUCCUCCAAGAUGGCCGUCAAAGACGCCAUUGUCACGGUACAAGAUGCCAUCUCCGACUACCAGGACAAGCAGUCAACACAAUAUACCACCCGCAGCAUCGAGAUGGUCCGACAAUCUACAAGUCCCAUCAACAGAGAUCUAUAUCCACCCCAGAGACAGCUCUCUGACAGCGACCCCGACGACGAGGGAUUGACACAACUCGGGUUGAAAUGGCAGCGUAUCAGGAGGAAUGUCCUCCUGCGGUACAUCAUCUACAUUGUCCCCGUCGCCAUCCUUUUGGCCAUCCCCAUCGUUCUCUGCGCCACGGUAUACAAGGACAAGCGGAUCAUGUCCACUUUCAAAACAACGUCCACAACCCCCAUCACCACCUCCAACGUCACCCAGAUCGAUCCCGUAUCGGGCAACAGCUCCACCGAGGUCACCUCGCUUUAUAACACGACCACGGCUACCGUCUAUGAGAUCCACACCACGACAGAUACCCGUGGAAUCCGUCUCUUGGGUCUCUUCAUAUGGAUCGAGGUUGUUUGGGUCUUCCUGUGGAUUGCCAAACUCUUGGCCCAAGCUGUUCCGAUUGUCUUCCAAACAGUGGGCGGAGCGAUUCACACGGGGCUCCGCAAGUACUGGCUCGUCCUCAAGGCAGUGGAAAUCCCGCUGUCGCUCUUCUUCUGGGCCAUUCUUUCGAUUUGUUCCUACUCGCUCAUCUACGUGUUUGACCAGGGCUUCCACAAGGACCACGCCGGGAGCAUCGAAUGGCUCAGCACGCUGCACAAAGUCCUCAAGGCCACCAUUGGCGUGUCGGCACUCUAUCUAGUGGAGAAGAUGCUGAUCCAGAUGGUUAGCGUCAACUACCACGGCAAGCAGUUCUACGACAACAUCAAGGAGCUGAAGACCCUUAGCCGGGCAAUCGAAACCAUGUACGACGUCUCGCGUCAACGAUUCCACGACAAUCAUCCGUCGUUCGUGGAGGAAGACCUCGACAUCCACGACACCAAGGGAUACCGCAAGGACCGGCUCGGUCGUUUGAAGAGCAAGGACCAGUCCACGGCCAUUUUCAUGACCAAUCUCGGGAAUGCAGCAGCCAGUGCCACCUCCGUUCUGGGGUACCUGGUCAGCGACAUUGCCGGCCGACAAGUCCUCAUGCCGACUGCAUCUGGCCCCGUCGUCGAGGCGGCGCUCGAACGGCCCGUCAGCUCCGAAGCCCUUGCCCGCCGCAUCUGGAACUCGUUUACCAACUUUGGAGAGAUCAAGUUGGAUCAAGCCGCCAUCACCACAAUGCUCGGACCUGGCCGCGAGGCUCAAGCAGCGUACAUCCACUCCAAAGUCGAUGCCGACGAGAACGGUGACCUCACCAUGGAAGAGAUGGUCGAUCUGGUGAAGAAGGUCGCCUACGACCGAAAGACCAUCUGGGAAGGUGCCAACGACGUCAAGGACGCCAUCAAAGUGCUUGACCGCGUCCUUGCUGUCAUCGUCCUGAUCUUUGUCUUCCUCAUCUACGCCGCCUUCUUCUCCAACUAUCUCGCCAACCACUACACCCAAAUCUGGACGACCUUUACUGGUUGUUCCUUCCUGUUCUCGAGUACGGCAGGUGAGCUGUUCGCCGCUUGCAUUACCGUUUUCAUCAAACACCCUUACGAUGUGGGCGACCGCAUCAACGUCAACGACGUCGAAAUGGACGUCGUCAAGAUCUCUCUGCUGUAUUCCGUCUUCCGGGAGGUGCAGUCGAAGCAACAGAUCCAAAUCCCCAACAGCGUCAUCAACGGCGUUUGGAUCAAGAACCUCACGCGGUCCAAGGAGCUCCGAGAGCAAAUCACGCUCAACGUCUCGGUGGGCACGUCGUUCGAGGACAUUGAGACCCUUCGCGGCGAGAUGCUCAACUAUGUCGCCGAGCACAAGCGGGAUUUCAUGCCUGCGGUCGACAUCCAACUGAUGUCGAUUGCGGACCUGUCGAAGCUGGAGCUGCGCGUCGAGUUCCAGCACAAGGGCAACUACGCCUCCGAGUUUGUGCGAGCGCAGCACCGCAGCAAGUUCGUGUGUGCGCUGCUGUCGGCGGUGCGAAAGGUGCCGAUCGACGGGCCCGGAGGCGGUGGUCCGUCCGCCGGAUCGAUGGAGUCGCCCAACUACACGGUCGCCAUCACGGACGACGUGGCCAAGGCGGCCAAGGCCAAGUUCGAUGACAACAAGGACAAAAAGCGGAUGAUCCCCAAGAACGGCCCCGGUGCCAGUGAGAUCGGGGUGGCGGUUGGGGGACCCGUGGGCAGCACAGGGCUUCAGGUCCAGCCUAGCCUGGCGCGGAGCAGGACGGGCGGUGGCCCUCGAGGGUCGGACGACUUUACCAACGUUUCUUUGCAUCUAUGAUCGGCCCAAAUGAAUUGGUCUUGAGGUCUUGAUCUGAUUCAUGAGGGAUUCUGGGACGCCAUUUUACGUAUUUGUAACUAAGACUCUGGGUUAGAAUUUUGUGUUGGUUUAGAUCUUAUUGGCAAGCGCAGGUGUACUUUUAGCACGGGUUUAUACACCAUUUGUUUUGAUAUAAUGAAAUGAUCUUUGAGUGCCGG